Messenger RNA from Oryza brachyantha (malo sina), 1992 nucleotides. Its product is annotated as cyclin-D4-2-like. Gene Ontology annotation, molecular function: cyclin-dependent protein serine/threonine kinase regulator activity. The record is from RefSeq and is a predicted model, not a curated record. Gene Ontology annotation, biological process: regulation of cyclin-dependent protein serine/threonine kinase activity; mitotic cell cycle phase transition. The transcript has 6 exons. Lineage: Eukaryota; Viridiplantae; Streptophyta; Magnoliopsida; Poales; Poaceae. The coding region runs from base 177 to 1277 and encodes 366 amino acids. Gene Ontology annotation, cellular component: nucleus; cyclin-dependent protein kinase holoenzyme complex; cytoplasm.
CUCUCUCAAUCUCUAUCCUUGUCACUGUCCUUGACACGCACUACUAGCCUCUGUCUCCUCGUCGCGGCCCAGCCCAAUAGACCGGAGAGCGCAGGGAGGGGAGCAGGACGGUCGCCGGAGAAGGGGGAGGGGGAGGCCAAGAAAGGCGCCGGCUUGGGUUGGGAGCAGAGGAGGGGAUGGCUCCGAGCUCAUGCUGCUACGACGUCGCCGCGUCGAUGCUCCUCUGCGCCGAGGACAACAGCAGCAUCCUGUGCCUGGAGGAGGAGGAGGAGGAGGCGGAAGAGGCGGCGGCGGCGGCGGUGGGGAGGAAGAGCGGGUGCCGGUCGCUGGACGGGGAUUUCGACGGCGGCGUCGACCUGUUCCCGCCGCAGUCGGAGGAGUGCGUGGCGAGCUUAGUGGAGAGGGAGCGGGCGCACAUGCCGAGGGCGGACUACGGCGAGAGGCUCCGCGGCGGCGGCGGCGUGGAUCUCUCCGUCCGGAGCGAGGCCAUCGAUUGGAUUUGGAAGGUUUACACAUACUACAGCUUCAGUCCUCUCACUGCCUAUCUGGCUAUGAACUACUUGGACCGUUUCCUGUCUCAGUACGAGCUGCCGGAAGGCAAGGAUUGGAUGACACAGUUGCUCUCGGUCGCGUGCUUGUCUAUCGCCGCCAAGAUGGAGGAGACCGCCGUCCCGGAAUCUCUGGACCUUCAGAUUGGAGAGGCACGGUUUGUGUUCGAGGCGAAGACGAUCCAGAGAAUGGAGCUUCUUGUUCUCAGCACCCUCAACUGGAGGAUGCAAGCUGUGACUCCGUUCUCCUACAUCGACUACUUCCUACGUAAGCUCAACGGCGGCAAUGCCGCGCCGAGAAGCUGGCUCGUGCAGUCGUGGGAGCUCAUCUUGUGCAUAGCAACAGGAACCGGAUUCCUAGUGUUUAGACCCUCGGAGAUCGCUGCGGCGGUGACCGCCACCGUUGCCGCCGGAGUUACCGGCGUGGUAGAAGACAUCGCAAAGGCUUGCACCCAUGUAGAUAAGGAGAGGGUGUUGCAAUGCCAGGAAGCGAUUCAGGAAUCCAUGGUCUCCAUUAACACUGUGCAACCUAAACCUGCAAGCACCAGGAGAGGCUCAGCCUCCUCCUCCUCCUCUGUGCCUCAGAGCCCUGUUGGGGUGCUGGAUGCUGGCUGCCUUAGCUACAAAAGUGAUGACACUGAUGCUGCAACUAUUGCCUCACAUGGAGGAAGGAAGAGCUGCCUUGAUAGCUCCCCGGUCACUAGCAAGAGGAGGAAGCUUAGCAGGUGACUGACCAGUCAAAGUGCCCAAUGAUAGAUCACUCCACUGUACACCACUCAUCUCAACAAAGGCAAAGUCAAUUGGUUUCGAUUGCAAUGACUGUUAAAAAGAACACUGGAAGGGAAGAAAAAUAAAAGAAUGGGGGCCAAAAGGGGGGGAAUUUUGACAUGACGAGAGAGAGCAAGAAGUUGCUGAUGAAUAAAGAGGUGAGGUUGACAACACCUAAUUGCUGAAUGCUGAGCUUUUGCAAGCCAGCAAGCCAUGGUGAUGAGAGGUGCCCCCAAAGAACAAAGGGGAGCUUUGUAGCAAACAUAAAGCUUGAUGGGAUGAUCAAGACAAAGGAUGGUGAGGGGCUUUAGGCAACAAGUCCAAGAAGAACUAGGCAUGCACUGACCUGGCUGUGUAGUAUUCUUUUGUUCACUAGCUGUAGUGGCAUUAGUUGUAUUUUUUUAUCAUUUCAUUUGUGAGAAGAAAAUUAGAGGAGGCACCACUCCUUUUUGUGAUCAAGAAUGAUGAUCAGCCACAUUAAUAAAAUAACAGGCUGUAACAAAAAAAAUUAACAAGACCCAGAAAAGGAGGAAAUGGGUUUCUUUCAAUUUCUUCUCUUCUUUUUUUUCUUUGUAUAUUGGCAGCUUGCCUAUCUCUAUAUUGUUUGACUGCUUGUCUGCUUUAAGACCAUGAGCACCGCAUUCCCUAGGAAAUAAAAGAAGAGGACCUUGUGACC